AUGACGUGCUACGAAACGUUGAGAGCUCCGGCACCCGCCGCGGACGCCCCCAUGGCGCACCACUUUGUCAAGUGGUGGCGCAACAAGUUUAGAAAUGGAUACAAGAAAUUUAGCAUCGGUACGGAGAGCGAGCGUACUGACACUGAAGAGCUGGUGGGCCGAGCAGCGUCGCAGUGCUCAGCGCCUCCGGACCUGCUUCCCAGUGAAGCCCGGGCACUGCUUCAACCUGCCUCUCCACCGCCAAUACCAGCUCGAGCACAGGAACAUGCUAGAAUACCGCCUUCUUCACGGACAACUGACUUGCAGGACGACAAGCAACCAAGACUACGGUUUGAGGAGUUGACGUGCGACGUGGAGCUGAAGCAUCCUGAGCCGUCUAAACAACAGCCACUUCAGUUCUCCUUCACACUGUAUGACCUCGACGGACACGGUCGCAUGACUAAGGAUGAUAUUGCUGGUAUCGUGUCUACAAUAUACGAGUCGAUUGGAAAGUCAGUCACGGUUCCCCACUAUGGAUCGAAAACGAUUCAAGUGCGAUUAACGGUCGUACCCGAAGAUGGGAGGACGCGUGGUGAGCGCGACAGGCGGGAGGGGAGGAGAAGACGCCGGCAGGAACAAAAUCAAAAUACAGCCCCGCCCGAAUGCGCGGAUAACAGUGAAGAUGAACACGGGAGACUUUCGUUCGACGAUGAUGCGUCAUCCAAAUCCUCCUGUUCUGGAGACCGGAGACCGCAGCAAAGACCGGCGGCAACUCGUCACCGGAAUCAUCGGCAUCCAAGAAAAGAACACCGCGAACACAGGCACAUUAAGAAACGUUCAGGCAGCUUGCAAAGACGAGAACUCCUAGAAAUCAUUCAGGCUAACAUGGAAAAGAAUCACCUGAACUUUCAAACUUCAAGAAAGCCCAGUGACCCUGUAACCAAUGAUGAAGAGAUUACCAAUAAAUACCAUAAGCAUCGUAACAGAUCGCAUACUGUAAGCGAGAAGCCCGUGUACGCAUUCCAAAAAAUAAAGUCUGAAAAUUCUGGUAAUGGGUACCUAGAUUUAGCGAGCGGUGGCGAUUCAAAUCUGUGCAGGUAUGAUCGUUACCUCCACGCUGUCAUAUGCUCUUCGGCCCGACACGCGCACACGGGCUACCAUCAGAAGCAAGUGCAGCCAACGCGAACGCGAGCUCACGCCGUGAACAAGCGUUCUCGCUCGCAUGACCUCCCCGGUCAAACGCAACCCUUACAGCAACCGAGAGUGCUUCAAAUUAUAUUUUUAUAG
This is a messenger RNA of Parnassius apollo (apollo), 1266 nucleotides long. The record is from the annotation of a GenBank genome assembly. Lineage: Eukaryota; Metazoa; Arthropoda; Insecta; Lepidoptera; Papilionidae.